Molecule: messenger RNA, 8456 nt
Organism: Serinus canaria (Common canary)
Lineage: Eukaryota; Metazoa; Chordata; Aves; Passeriformes; Fringillidae
Gene: KCTD17
Product: potassium channel tetramerization domain containing 17
Exons: 8
Coding region: 5500-6792 (430 amino acids)
Biological process (GO): proteasome-mediated ubiquitin-dependent protein catabolic process; protein homooligomerization
Cellular component (GO): cytoplasm; Cul3-RING ubiquitin ligase complex
Molecular function (GO): cullin family protein binding
Source: RefSeq, a predicted model, not a curated record
UCCAUUUGUCCCAGGAAGGACAAUGGCGUGCCUCUCUCUUGGGUCUCUGCACCAUUUUCCUACUUUCAGUCCUAGUCUGUUUGCUUUUUUGCCUUAAAGUUGUAGGCUACAGUUCUGUUCUUGAGACACUGGAUGUCGGCUUACAUAGGGGAAAAUGGACUGCAUGGGUAUUUUCAUUCUUGCCAUGUAACCUUCCCCUACAAACUUAGCAGAACUGAGACCUUCAGAGGAGUAGCCCACACUGAUGCCUAUUUUUCCCCAAGACCUUUUUCUUUUAUGUCUGAAAGCUGAAAGUACACCAGGUAUCCCUGAUGAUGUUCAAGAAUUUGUUCUCUCUGGGAUUUUCUCCUCUACAAAAAAUGCCCUAAACUAAACAAAAAACCCCACAGACACAUCCCACAAAAAAAAAAAAAAAAAAAAAAAAAAAAAAGCCUGCAUCUCUUUUGGCCUACUGGUAACUUAAAAGUUAAUGUGACUGUUUCUUCUCUUGGGCUUGCAACAACAGGUACCCGUAAACAUCUAUGGAUAAUGGAGUUGGACUUUCUAGGGAAUGCAGUGGAUGCUUAUUGUCAUAGUUUUGACUGUAAGGACUGGAUUCUUCCCUAUUGCUGAGUGUUUAUUCUUUGCAUUUCCUCUUACCUCUUUUGGCUGCUUCUUCUUGGCCUUGGCUUGCAUGCAUGGAACUUCUGUUACUGCUCACUUUCUGGGCACCUGGAGUUUCACUGUCCAGUUUAUUUCUUCCUCUGUCCUCCCCCCUCACACAGAGGGUCAGACCACCCAGUGACUGACAGCCUGCAAUUUCCCUGUUUGCAUCCAGACUGACAACCCAGCUCUUGGAGGACUUAGGGCUGGCAUUGCAGCAAGUGCUGAGUAUACUGAGUGCACAGGGGUCUGAAACAAGUGACCCUUGUCACAACAACAACACAGAGAGGUGGAUUUUGUGAUUAUGUGGCCAGAUGAGUGCCUGCUCUGUUUCUCCGAGAAAAUUUAGUUAUUAGGAAAAUUGACAUAUUGUUUCAGACUUAUUUGCAAUAGAUGCAGGGAGCUGGAUCUUGUGUGUCCUUACAGAAUAUUUUUUGAUGCAUCUUAAGCACUGUUCCUUUUUUGCUACUGGCCCAUGAAUCCUGGGGGCCAGUGGGGAGUCUCUCUGCUUCCUCUUGAGACUGAGAUGCUUUUCUCUGUCCUGUGUGUUGCAGGGAGGCAUGUGGCACAGCCCAGCCAUCCACCUGGAGAUUGCAAAUUCCACGGAAAACUUCCCUCUGCCCUUGCUCUACAUUUCACCCCUGUGGCUUGAUGACAUCUAGCAGGGCCUUUCCCCCUCUCUGGUAUUUAUGCCAAGCUUGGCAGUACUCAACUGCCGUUCUUGGGCUGAAUUUUCUGCUACAAAAUCUCAGUGAUUCUUCCCAGCUUUUGGCACAUCUUUUCCCAGAUGCUUAACUUUGCCUUGAUUUCUCCACAGAGGAGAAACUGAGAUCUUGUUUCCCACAGCAAGAUACUUUGUUUUUCUGAGGUAUUCCCUCUUAUAUCAUGUAUCAAAAAUCUAUCCAAGAGUGUCUUCUGAUGUUCCUCCUCCUUUUAGUUGAGUUCCCUUCUGGUGAUGCAGGCAAAGCACUGAGAAGGUUGUGAAGACUGAGACAAUGUUUUCAAAUCCUGGAGACUUGAAAAACCUAUUUUGAGCUAUAACAGAUGCUACUGGACAUAUGGAACAGCUGAGGGGACUUACAGUAGGACUAUAAAUGUUCUGCAGAUCUUUAUGUCCCUGACUCAGUGGGUGGGUUUCCUAUAGGAACCAAAAGCUGGGGAGAAGUAGAUAUAAUGCAAAUCACUAAUGUUCAUGACUUUCCUGUGGAAAAUUUGCCACAGGGAAUUGGUAAUAGCAUAUAUUUGGUGAAAUAGGGCUCAUGGUAGCCAAAAAGGUAGCCUAAACAACAGCCCUGAUGUAGGAGGAAGGUCUCACUGACCUGUGGCUAACUUGAGACUAAAGUUUUUACACCUCUCUAUAUAAAUUUGAGACUCCCAGGCCAGCAUGUAAACUCUUUAUUGGUUUAUUGGUAUAUUUUACUAUCUGGAAUACUUUUGUCCUGAAGGAGGUUUGGAUUCUGUGCAGUCUGGUCUAGUCAAAAGUAAUCCCAUGGUCCCCUGUUCUUCACUUGUCUUCUUUGUCAUCUCUCUUCCUCUUCCUUCCAUCCUGCUCCCUAGCAGUCAGGCUGCACUAUUUCAUGCUUCAUUUCCCAGCAAACUUUGUCCCUCUGCAAAUUUUUCCAAAUUCUAAAGCAGCCCUUCUACCAGCACCACUGGCCUGAGCACUGCAUGAGCCAUGGUAAUUGGUGUUGCCUGCAGGGACAUUUCAUAUUUCUCCCAUCUCUCCUGGUCCCAGCUUACAGCCAGGUGCUACACAACCAUUCUGUCUCCCUCUCCCAGCAGUCUUCAGCAAAGGUGCUGUGUGAUGCACAUCCACACACAGGCUUUGCACACUGCUUUGAAUGCAGGUAUGUUGCUCACAGACCUCAUGCAGCACAAGGAGCUGGAGGAAGAUUAGCUUGCCUGUAUGCCAUGGAGCCCUUCUCUUCAUGCUUCAGUAUGCCUGGCUCAGCUGGCAGUCAGGCUGGACUCUAUUAUUCAACUGCGUCCACCCCCAAGUUCAGUGUAGAGAAUUUUAUUUGCCCGAUUCCCUGUUGGCUUACCGGCAAAAUGUCAGAGCAUCACUUGUCUUCUCCUCUCCACUUCCUGCAGAAAAGAGAGUGGCACUGAUCCUACAUGGACAUCCCAACUAGUUUUCCCUGGUUUCUUCUCCAGUGCCUCCGGCCAUGUAAUCCCCAAAAUGUGUUCACAGCCUGUCAGAGUGGUGACACUCUGUGCCAACACAUGGUGAUCCCUGCUCCCACUGCUGUUCCACAGCACAGCAGUUUCAUAAGAGCAGCUCUACAAUGCCAGCGAUGCAUCAUAUGCCAUGUACCAAGCUGUAGGCCACUGCAGUAUGUGUAGCCUUCUGCAGGAUUGCAUUGCAGGCCUGACUGCUGAACCAAGACUCUCAGUUUACCUCCUGCUCUGUUCUCCUCAGCUCUUGUUCAGUAUCCAGUGGCUGUCACAUUUUUCCUGCUCCCAGUCUGUCUGAGCAAUGGUCCCCAUGAUUUCUCUGGGGACUCUGCAAGGUUCUACAGUCUUACAGAUCACACAGCCCUGUGUAAGUUCUUGCUUGCUCUCCCUCUGUUUCUGUGCCUGUGUUUUAUAUUCAGUUGUCAUAAAGGCAGCAGGAACAAGUCAUAGAAUCAUAAAACCUUAAGGUUGGGAAAGAACUGAUAUCAUUAAGUCCAACUUUUGACCAAACACCACAGAUUGUUUAAACUUACCUUUCCUGUGUCCUAUUUCUUGAUUUUAGGGAACCUGAACAAGGGUGACUUAAUUGCAUCUCAGAACUACAUCUAGUGAUAGUGUGCAAUCAAGUCUGUAUUUAGCCCAUGCCACCAACUCAUCAGAACAUUUCAGUUGGUAACUCACCCCACACUGGCUUCUUCCUAAAGAGGAUUUUCACAUACUGUGGAGAAAUCUCUGGCCUGGUGCAUUUUCAAUUAUUUUUUUUUCUGUAUAUUGCAGAAAAAAAGGUUCUGAUGUUAGAAGUGGUGUUCCUUGACAUCUUUCCUUACUCACAAUAUACCUCUUUAGAUUUAGCAAUUAACUUUUCACCCCAUGGCCCUGGGGUGAGCAAGACUUGAGGUUCCAGCCACUAGUGGAGACUGGUAUUGAUGGAAGGAAGUAUGCCUUGAAUAUAGAUCAUCCUGGACUUAUGAGCAGCAUUGUCAUGGGGGAGGUUGGAAAAGAAGGUGCUGAGAACAAAAGAUGGACCUUAAAAAGGAGAAAGAGGGUGAACCCUUGGUAAAAGAAGGGAAAAAAUUGAAGGCAGUGCAGAUUUCUUGGAGGGGGAGAUAAGGGGCUAUAGGCUGCCAUCCAACUGCUGCAUUCAUAUUGGGGAGCCAUAAUCCUCACCCCAGUUCUGUGCUGGAGCUGCAACCAGCAUAGACAGGGUCCUGUAGUUCUCACACAGCAGAGUGCAGGGCAGAGGUCUCCAAUUUGCUGUGGUUUGACUCAGAGCCAGAAUAAGGAGGACAGCAGUCUGACAGCCCCAAGCUGCGUUGCACUGUGACGCUUCAGCCCGGGUCAGUGUUAGUCUGAGCAUCUUUGAUGCAUGUUACUGCUCAGUGGAGACUGGUCCCAGGGUUGGGCAGUAAUUUUGGCCAGAGCUUGCUCCAUAUAGGUAGACAAAAAUAAUUUUUCAUGCUCUGUUAAUCAUCACUCUAGUGCUGGUUCAAUAUUAUUUGAAUUUACACCCUGGAGCAGCUGAAUUGUUCCUGUACUUAAAUUAGUUGAAGGUCAGUGAUCUUGAAACCUCUUCCUUGUUACCCUCUCUUCCUCUCCUCCCCUUGGCACUCCUCCACAGAAGGAGCAAAGUACACAUGCCAUCUUUGUGAAGGAAAUCCUGGGUGAUUUGGGGGAAGGGCGAUGCUACCUUCUUCUGUAGUGAUAAAAAGGGAGUGAUUUGCAAGUAAAAGAAGGAAGGACAAGAAGAAAAGGAAUGUAAGAGUAAAACAUAAUGUUUAUCUUUACCCAGCCUCUUCACUCAAUAAUCCCCCAUGUCCAAAGGCACUGAGAUCUAAAUGCAAGAAAAAGAAAGUGUUGUGUGUCUCUGCAGUGCUGCAUUGCCCUGUCAAGGAAGAGCCAGGAAGUUGCUUAGGGGGAGGAAGGUUUUAAGCCACAAUGGGGUGAAACACCAGCCUUUCCUUUCCAUUCUUAAUGUGCUUGAGCUGCUGGCAUGCACAGCUGUGCUUAGGUGGGAGUGGGAAAAACAGAGCUCUUGGAGAGAGCUUGUUCAGAUUGUUUCUGUGCCAAGGAGUGUGUUUGAACAGAGUCCCCUGGGGCAUGAACUGCUGAGCACCAGGCUCGGCCUGGCAGGAGCGGGUGGCAGAGGCAGGGCUAGAUUCCAUAACACGGGAUUGGCACAUCAGUCUCAGCGGGUGAUACAUGCCUGGGGCAGAGGUAAAACUCCACACAGAGCUGAGUUAGAGUCUGAGCUUUCUCUUGCCUAGACACAAACAGGGAUGGCAGGAGCCCAGGGGAAGGACGUGGGGGGUUUGCGCUGGUAGAGCAGCACAGGGGGGGAGUUUGCUGAAUCAGCAACUCCUCAGAGCUGGAAGAAAAAUUUUUCCUACCCUCUGCCAGUACUUCAUGCAGAUCCAAAAUACAGUUCCCAGAACUGUCCCUAUAUAUAUUAGCAAGAAGGCAACUGUCUGCAUAUUUUUCUGCAAGAAAGUAUGGCAAGUGAUGCGGCACUGAGCGGUGAGCCUGGGGUAAUGGAUGUCCUGAAGGGAAUGCUGUGAAGUAUAACCCUGAGGGGCUUAAUCUGCCGACUGCCAGGAAGCAGGUUGCGCUUCCUGUCUCCGAGGAAGCUUGCUGACAAGACCAAGGACUGGAAGCAGGCAGAGUACCGGCCGCAGGGCUGGCGUCAUGUGCAGUGCCCUUCGUUACAGCAUCCUCGUUGCAGGAACAGCGAGCUGGGAAAACUACAGUUCCCAUCACCCUUUUGUGCAUGUCCCUGCGAAACUACAGUUCCCAGAACCUUUUAAUGAGCCAGAGAGGAUGUCCAAGGAAAUAAAUGCCGACGAUUUUUGCAUAACACCCUGCACCACCGGAGUGCUGACCGGCCCAUGGUCUGUGAAAACGGGAACAGGGGAAAAGCCAAGCGAGUGUCAGCGCUGUGGAGCUGUGGCUUUGCCCACCGCAAUAGCCGCAGUGAUAUUCUCCAGCGCCGAGCAAACUUCCUCCUCUCAGGACUCCCUUGGUAGUCACAGGGAAGAUCCUGGUCCCCAGGAAACACGGCUGCUGCGAAGGGAGAGGCAGAUAAACUACAGAUCCCGGCAUUCUCCGACAGGCAGCACCUGCGGCAGUCCCUGCACGCCGUGGGGGAGGCAGACUCUGUGUCGGGAGCAGAAAUCUUUCCUGUGUCGCUUGUGCCAGGGCGAGGAGCUGCAGUCGGACCGGGAUGAAACUGGUGCAUACCUAAUAGAUCGGGACCCCACUUACUUUGGACCGAUUCUGAAUUUCCUCCGUCAUGGAAAGCUGGUCCUGGAUAAAGAUAUGGCUGAAGAGGGGAUCCUUGAAGAAGCUGAGUUCUAUAACAUUGGUCCUUUGAUCCGAAUAAUCAAGGAUCGAAUGGAGGAGAAGGACUACACAGUAACACAGGUGCCUCCUAAGCAUGUCUACCGUGUGCUGCAGUGCCAGGAAGAGGAGCUCACUCAGAUGGUUUCCACUAUGUCAGAUGGAUGGCGCUUUGAGCAGCUUGUGAACAUUGGCUCAUCCUAUAAUUAUGGGAAUGAGGAUCAGACAGAAUUCCUGUGCGUGGUCUCCAAGGAGUUGUACAACUCCCCCAAUGGCCUGGGCUCUGAGCCCAGCCACAAAGCCAAGAACACAGAGGAGGACCUGGAGGAGGAAGAGCAGGAGGUGGAGGAGGAGGCAGAGGCAGAAGCAGAAGCAGAGGAGAAAGACCGUCCAUCUAUUCGGGAUUGUGCUAAACUCUCUUCCUGCGGACCCUCCCUCCUGCUCCCUUCCGCGUCCAUCCCAGCACUGCCAUCUACCUCCCACAUUGCCCCACUCGCCAGCCUCCAGCAUCCUUCCCUCUGCUCUCCUUGUCCCUCAGGGCUCAGAGUGGUCUCUGCCCAGGGCCCUGUCUCUCUCUGCUCCUCACUUUUCCUCCUCUGCAGGUAUGUUACCUGUCUGCACUCCCAGCUCCUGCCAGCCUGAGCUCUGCAUGAGUGACUCACUUCCCUCUUGUGGGUAUGGCCCUGGUUUGUAGAGCUUGGGGAGGGGAAGGAGGGAGGUGUGAGGUUGACUCAUCCCUAAGGUGGCUUUACAUAUUCUGAUCCUAUGCGUGCCUUUACCUGCCAAGCAGAUCCUAUGGCUGUGGACCAGAGGCUCUGGCAGCAGAAAGGAGAGUGCAGCUGGGAGAGGGGUGGAAAUGAAUGCAAAGCAGGCCGGGGUGGUUUGGGGAAGGGGUGGAAUUUUGCCACGUGUCUGCGUGACAUGCAUGCCAGAUCGCUUCUCCAGACUCCGUCCACAGCUCCUUUGCCUGCCAGCCCGGGCAGUUUGCAGAAGGCAGCCUGUUAUUUUUCCUUCCCUGGGCUUUUCCCCCACAGGUUCUGCCAGGGUGAGAAUGCAGUGGGAAAAGUGGCAAAAGCAAAGCAGAAGCAGCUGGUCCCUGCUGCAGAUGCUCUCACAGCUGUGUGCAAAAUGAGCCUCUCUGCUCUGCCUCCUGCUUAGGAAGGCUGGCUGGGCGACACACAGAGGGCUGGGUAUGGAAAGUGUUAGAAGGAGGAUUCCUCUCCAUACUGCAGAACUGUGAGGCUCUUGUUAAAUUGGAGAUGCUCAGUGUCAGUCUCCACCCGGUCCUGAUGGAGGGCAGUUGUUAGCUGGCUGACAUUUCUCUCUCCCUCUGUUUGAAAGCCUACUUGUCUGUGGCUGUGGGACCUGAGUUGUAUUAAGACUCAGUGUAUGUUAAUCACAUGGACUUUUUCUUCCUUCUGUUCUGUUUUCCCACCCUCAUUUAUUUUCUUUUUCUUCUGUUUGUGUUUCCUCUGUCGUUUCCCCUUUUCUGUUUCUCACUCUCCCAUGCUCAGUUGCUUUUUUUCCUACCACUGAUUGUGUUUCUCUCUCUCUCUCCUUCUCUAGCUGUUACAAGCCAGAGAUCUGAGGAUGUGAUCUGAACACUCCACUCCAGCCUUUUCAUUUCUUGUUUAUAUCUUUAUUUUUGUACUGCAGUGUAUGGCAGCCCUUUCUCCCACAGUGACGCCCCAGCCCCCUUCACUCUUCACGUGCAGCCAUUUUUUUUUUUUUACAAACUCACCUCGGAGGCCUGAGCUUCCAGCCCUGGAGGAGGGCAGAUGUUGCAUGGAGCCCCUGAGCUGCUGUAGGAGCGGGAGCCCACAGCCCCCUCCUAUGCCUGGCAGUCUGGCUUUCCUUAAUGUCACAGUGGCCCCUGGUGGGGACAUCAGCGAUCAGCCACUGCAGCCUGCGGUCCCUUCCUGAGCACCCUGGGUGCAAAUGCGGACCGAGGUGGUGGCAGCUGUGGAAAGGACCAGCCCUUGCCCUUUCACUGUUGCAGGCAACUGGUGUGGGCUUGUGGCCUGGGGACAAAUGCAGAGCCACCGUCCUUUUCUAAGCCACCCGUAUCGCUCGGAGGUGUCCCUGUGCUGGGUAUCACGUUCCUUGGUGCCUCCCUCCCUGUCCCCCAAAGCAGCUCUGUGCCAGCAGUGUGAGAAGGAGACUGGUGUGCUGCCUGGGUACCAUGAACAUGCUGGUACCUGGUGAUGUUUCAGCCAGCAGCAAGCAGAUCCCAGUUUUGGGAAGCAGGGUGUUUGCUUCACUGCUGUGUCUGAAGACUCCUGAAUAAAAUUCACAGUCUGUUCCUC